AAAAUCUUUAUUUUAUUUUAGGUGCUGAUUUUAUUAAGACUUCAACAGGAAAAGAAACUGUUAACGCAACUCUGCCUGUUGGAUUAGUGAUGACUCGUGCAAUUAAAGAUUAUUAUGAAUUAACUGGGAUAAAGGUUGGAUUCAAGCCAGCAGGAGGGAUUCGAACAUCCAAAGAUGUAUUAAAUUGGCAAUUCCUGAUGAAAGAGACACUUGGGAAUGACUGGCUCCAACCAGAUCUGUUUCGUAUUGGUGCUUCAGCAUUAUUGGGAGACAUCGAGAAACAGAUCUUCCAUCGUGUGAUGGGAUAUUAUGCAGACAAUACAGAAUUUGUAUUGUGUUGAAUUUGCAUUUAAUGAUGAAAAGAAGAAAGUAAAUAUAUGUA
Molecule: messenger RNA, 382 nt
Organism: Centruroides sculpturatus (bark scorpion)
Lineage: Eukaryota; Metazoa; Arthropoda; Arachnida; Scorpiones; Buthidae
Product: deoxyribose-phosphate aldolase-like
Exons: 2
Coding region: 90-341 (83 amino acids)
Biological process (GO): carbohydrate catabolic process; deoxyribonucleotide catabolic process
Cellular component (GO): cytoplasm
Molecular function (GO): deoxyribose-phosphate aldolase activity
Source: RefSeq, a predicted model, not a curated record